Messenger RNA from Ooceraea biroi (clonal raider ant), 6369 nucleotides. Its product is annotated as constitutive coactivator of PPAR-gamma-like protein 1 homolog. NCBI's taxonomy places the organism in Eukaryota, Metazoa, Arthropoda, Insecta, Hymenoptera, Formicidae. The record is from RefSeq and is a predicted model, not a curated record. Gene Ontology annotation, cellular component: nucleus.
AUGGGCAUUCAGGACUUGCAAACUUUCUUGGACAGCAACUGCGUGCAGGGGGGAUCCAUGCCUGUGGACUUGUUGAAGAUCGCGCGCCUAGUUGUCCAACGGCAACGUAAUCGUAUGAUUAAGGGGCAGCUGCAUAAUUCUGGGAAACUCAGAUUGGUUCUCGAUGGAGAAUGUUGUCUAGAUCGAUUGUAUGGUGGCUACUUCUCAGAUUGGGCAUGCGGUGGGCAAUGGAAUCGCAUGCUCCAAUUUUUAGCAGUCCUCAUACAAGCGACCGAGAUGUCAGGGUUGGAGCUAGCUGUAUUCUUUAAUGGUUCCUUCGAAUCUCUUCGGCGAGUCGACUGGGUACAGCAACAGCUGCAAGUGCGCGCUAAGGUUAACAAUGUCUUAAAACACAUAGCAACGAAAGGCACUCCACCGCCGAAAAUCUGGUGGACCCCUCCGCCGUGUUUAAGAACCAGCUUACGCAUGGCCCUCAGGCACCUGAAUGUCACAGUUUUAUGUAGCAUGGAUGACCAUCACCAAGAAGUCAUCGCGUAUUGUCGUGAGAGUAAUUACAAUGGACUGAUAGCUGACGACGCAGAGUACGCUGCAUUCGAUCCUCCGCGUUAUUUCUCAUCCGAACAAUUAAAACUUACGUACAAGGGUUCUCUCGACACGAAAGAAUACAUGCUUUCUGAACUCACUAAAACUCUCAACAUACCAUCCGACCGGCUUUGUAUACUGGCUGCCUUGCUUGGAAAUUACAUAUUGACCGAGAACGACUUGGCUGAUUUUUACAAGAAGCUGAACAUCAACACCAAUCACAACAAGACGAACGUCGAGCAAACGAUCAAGACAAUUGCUAAUUUCGUUAGGGAACUCCCGUCUGUGGAACUGGAUAGCGUUUCUCAAAAAGUCUUCGGUUCUAUCUCCGAUCCAAGGUCUUCGAAAUUGAGGCAGUCCGUUCAAUAUUAUUUAAAUGGGACGAAGGAAGGAUUUUUACACUAUAAACCUGUGAAACCGACGAAAGUUCAUAAAUUGGAUUCCAAAUCGAGCUCGCAGACUCAGUCGAACUUGUCCGACGUUCCAUCCGCCUCGGAAGGUGAUUCGAAUCUGGAGACGUCAAGGUUCGCCUCGGAGACUUUGGAGAGCGAACGCGAAAGCUUGAACGCGUAUAAGCAGGCAACGGCUAACGCGAAAGCGGCACCUCAGAUCAUAAUUGAUCCGCCUGGCAUUCAGGGUCAUGGAGAUGCCGACACUCUACGUGCGGAGGAAGAGCAAAGUGAUAUGCAGGCUAUAAUAAACGGUACUCACAAUCUCCUAAUAAGUUCGUCGAGUUCGAGCAGCAGCUCUUCCGCCACGUCGCCGUCCCACGCGACGGCCGAUUCCGCGAGGCAACCGGAGAAAACGACCAGUAUUCCCAGCACGUCGCCGGAGGUCAUGCGCACCGCCUCGGAGCGUCAUCAGAAAGGACUGAUGUCGCCGCACAUCUAUCAGAUUCUCAUUGCCGGCGAGAUCAAGCUGCCGGUCCUCCUAGAGGACGAGAACCAUCGCGAGUUCCCUUCCAUUCACGUGAUUUACAGACCGAUCCGGCAGAUGGUGUACGCAAUUCUGUUCAACCUUCAUCAUCGAAUGUACAUGGCUACGAAAAAUAAGGAAAAGGGUGACAGCGAAAAGGUCGAGGUGCCAGACGUGAUAAUAAAGGAAUGGGUGUGGUCCAAAUCCAAUCCAUAUCAGACUCCUGAAUUGGUAAAGGCGGAGCAGAUCGGUUGGGGCGUGCCCACGAUUCAACGCUUGUGGUUCGGCACAGUCAUAGAUGACAAACGACGCAGGCUCAGAGGAUUCCUGACUUGCAUGAGAUCGGACACGCCUCUCAUGUUAAAUACCUCAUACGUGCCGCAGCAUCUCCUAGUCAUGGCUUGUGUUCUGAGAUACAUCAUGUCCUUCUCUGAUAAAAUAAAGAUCUUGCGCCGACAGGAGUUAGACGCCUUCAUCGCACAAGCCUUUUCGCCGGAGCUCAUGAACGCUCAGUACUUGCAAGAUCUGCAGCUUCCAUUGGUGACCUCACGUGGCGUACAACUAGCCACCUUAUUCAUGGCCGGUGUGGAAACCGCAUUGCUGGCGAACGACGCUUGUGGUGCGCCGAUCCCAUGGUUAAUGUGUUGCCCUUGGCUUUAUUUCGACGGCAAGCUGUUCCAUCACACCUUGGCGCGUGCUACUAUCGCGAAAAAUUUAUUGGAAAUGUGCAGUGGUCAUAUCGAUCGUGUGGUGAAGGUUGAAAGAAUGAGGAAGGCAAUACUUGAGGGAAUUAAUGUUGCGUUCGCACGGCCGCCUUUACCUGUGACACCAGGUAUUCGUCUGUCCGUUCCUUCGAAUAUCUUACCCUCUGGCUGUACCAUCAACGACAGUCUGAUGCGCAGUCGUGGCAGCCCCGCAAUGCCGCAACGUGGCAUAAUGCGACGUCCUAUCCCAUCGCGUGGCGGCCAGCUGGAAAUCGCUGGAGUUGUAGUAGGCCAGUGGGGUCCGAAUUACGGGCAGCCCGGUCGGUUGCCGCAGCCCCUGCAGGGACACCCUCGCGGACGGAUCCCACCGCAGGUAACUUCUAUCGGUGGGCUUAAAUACGGUCUUCCUCGUGGAUUCCAUCCAAUGACUCGACCGACGUUCCAAACCCGUGGAAAUAGCCGUGCUCCCAUCGCUGGACGUGGGAAGAAGACUCAGAUGAAGGUAACUAGUAAAAAGAAAACUGCUAUCAAGAAGACCAAGGAAAUCGAGAAAAAAGAUAGCAAGGAUCGCGGAGUCGCUGUUGAUGGAAUCUCCGAUUAUAAUGAUGCAAUUCCAAACAUGAACUCGACGAAAGAUGCAUUACCGGUGGCGGGUCAGUUCGAUGAUGCAGUGGAAACCGUGAAGGGUAUGGAAAAGGGACAAGGCGACGCACCGCUCGUCACUCCGGUCGCCACGGAAAAUUAAACGUCAAUACGUAAGGAAAACAAAAAAAAACGAAACUUCGAAAGAUGACAUUAAUUAAUCCCUGAUGAUGACUCAAGACUGCAAAUAAUCUACUUAUAUUUCGAGCGAUUGUGCACUGGUAACACGUGGAUGGAUGUUCGUGCUGAAAAUUGUUAUACGUAGCACGUAGUGCGUAAGUUACAUAACGUUUCCACCACAAUUUGCUUCUCACGUAACGCAUUAUCUUACAAUCGGUACAAAUUGCAGUUUAGAAACGUAAAAAAAAACAUUUGCAUUUAUUUAUUUUAUUCUUUUACGUAAAAAUCCCGCAAUACGAGUAUACAGAAGUUACUUCUGGAUUAAAAAGAGUUAUUUUUGAGAAAUUGAUUAUCCGGAAUGGAACUAUCCAUUAAACGUUACGUGCGCAAGAGCUCCGUAAUCUCUAAAGCUCUAAUGGGGCCAAAAUAUUGAACUAAUAAUAAGAGACAAAAAAAGAGAUCUUCGUUCGUGGUGUGCCGGUAGUCCGGCGGCGCGACAGAAAGAUUUUAACCCGUUCUUGACAUAUAUAUACAAGAUAUAUGAUAUCGUCACUGCCAAACGUACCACUCUGUAUAAGAUAGACAAAGAGAAGAAGAAGGAGAAGAAAAAACUCGUGCUUGUGCUAGAGCGAGUUAACGUCUCGCUCACAUUACCAUGGAAUGGAACUCGACUGAUUAGUGUAUGCGUGCGCUAAUUUUACUAUUCAGAACAAGUCGCCAGCUGCUAUAAGUAUUUAAUUCUUAAGGAGCGUGAUUAUUUUUUUUACACGAAAAUAUAUAUUUUCCGGUAUUAUAUGAAAUGCUCGCUACGACACGUCUCAGCGAUCUGAUCGGUGACGAAGGUAGCUUGAUGCACACACGUAGGCACACGUACAUACACACACACAUACACACACGUAUUACACGACUAGCUCUUACAAAUUUCCUUGUAGAUAAGAGAGACGCCGGGCAGAGCACUGAGACAGUCACUAGCACAUGGAGACUGAUGCUUUUCAUAUAGGUAAAAUAUAUAUUUAUAUAUAUACAUAUGAUUUAGAUUAGAGUUCCAAUAUAGUAUAUUAUACGUAAGUUGUGCCUGUGUACCCUGCAUGAAUGUGUUGCACCUACGAGUACUUGGGAGAGAUGUAACAAUGUACGUACGUUUACGUUGUCAGGAGUACAUGAGAAACCGAGAGAGAGAGAGAGAACGAGACAAAGAGAGCAUGAAUAAAAGAGAGAGAAAGAGAGUGCGAACGGGAGAUUGAAGAGUGAACGAGAACGGGAGAGAAAGAGCCACGAUAAUGAUGUACAUAACGUGGCGUGUUACGCUGCGGGCGCAUGUACAUACACGGUAUCGUCAGUGUGUAGUAUAUCGUCGUAUGUAUGUGCGCUCGUGCAAUCUAGGUCAUAUAUUUAUUUGCUGUUGCGUUUGAGAAUUUGUACGAGUGGAACUUGAAUGAAAUCUGAAGUUUUUAGGUACGGUAGCGUUUCUACCUAGUACGUCCCGCGGACGUGAGGCUCGUCACGAGGAUCCCUGACGUAGACGCGUUCGUCGAAGGAGGCAUCCUCGAGGCGCGCCUCGCACAUUGUUUGGAAAGUAUGCUACAUUACGACACACACGCGCGUUACGUGUUCGCUUCGUUGAUCCGCGGUCAUUUAUACGACGAGGAGGCCGUCGUCUCGUCGUCGUUGAAACGUUGACAGCAUUAAUUUCAUUUCCAUUGCGAGUUCUGGCGUACUCCUUUAUUAUCUAUUAUGUUUUAAGUUUUGGUUUGAUAUAAAGUUUAAUGCAAAGUGGUAAUAAUAAACGUUGAAAGUCUAUCGCGAUAAGUCACGACUUGGCAACCUUUUUGUUUUGAGAAGAGAUUUGGAGAAUUUGUUAAAUUUAGAAAAAAAGACGAAUUCUAUAUAUUGGGCAUACUUGGUCUGAUGUAGCAUAUUUCGAGAUGUCCCUCAUUUAAUUGUACAUAUGAACGGUUACUUUAGAAAUGACACAGUGUGAUUGACAUAUGGUGUACAUAAAGAAUUCAGGUGCGCGUGUGCUCAUCACCGCAUUGGAGGAUAGGAGAUGAUUAUGUUAAAAAUAUACUAUUUAUGUGUAGAAUAGUCUAAAAGACUUUCUACCAAAGAUCAUCGGAGUUUAAGAGAAAGAAAGAGAGAGAGAGAGAGAGACAAAGGGUUCUUUUAUCAAAUGAUAUAUAACAGCAAAAUAAAAUAAAAAAAUGGAGCAAGACAGCACGACAGAACACGAUUAUUAAAAUAACAAAGAUGGGGCAACAGCAACGUGUCUAAGACACGUGCUGAACGUAGAGGUGAUUAAAGCGAGUAAAAAGAGAAAACCGUUUAUUGAGAUAAUAUAAUGAGAGAUGAUAAGAUAAAAUGUUAUAUUUUUGUAGAUUUGUUAUUGCGUAAAAUGCAUUAGGACAAUGAGAAACUUUAUAUAAUUUGAGUAAAAUGACAGUUAACGAGCCUGAGAGUAGUUAAAUGAGUAAAAUCCUAUGAUGAGAAGGAGAGAGAGAGACGGAGAGAGGAUGAAAGUGCUUUAGAUGGCAUAGUUAAGGAUGGAACAUCUGAAGAUAAAUUUUGCCGAGGAAAAAAGAAAAUGAAUCCCACGUUCUUCUACGUUUCCGAAGCUCUCAGUUCCCUGAGUUGCUUGUAGGAACAGAAAAAAGAAAGAGAGAAAGAGAAUAUAUAUAUAAAUAUACAUAUAUAACAUAUAUGAGUAAUAACAGAGAUGAAUUGUGUAACUAAUAAUGUCAGCUUCAAUGUGCGCCGAGCAUAAUGUGAAAAUAAUUCGACUGUUCCACGCGAUGCAUAUGCGAAAUCGUCGACAUUUGCUUCAAGUUUGUCUUAACGAAUGUUUCCACAUUUCGCGGAUAUAUAAUAUAUACACACGGAAUAUAUAUGAUUUUCGAAGUCGUACGAGUCUCUCAUAACUUACGUAAUUAACGUAACGUUACUUUACAAGUUACAUUGUAAAUGCAUUAAGUACGAUCGCCGUAACGAUAUUCCUUUGUGAGUGUAAAUUUUGAAAAAUUGACAAGUCGUUUCCGGACGACGACUCACACACGACACAAGCACACCCACAUACACGUACACACACACCCAUACACGCAAACGUACAACACGUACUAGAAGCCGACUUUCUUGAAUCUGACGAAAUACGAAUUUGAGAGUGUAAAAUGCCACUUUACGCUUUUACGUAAAGAUAGAUGAUUUUCUUUCCGAGAAAAAUCGAACUCUCUUGAUAUCGGAUACAAAAAAAAAGAAAAAAACAAAUAAAGGACGCAAAUAAUGAUAUGAUAUGUACGUGACGUGAUCAGUUGCCGCUGCACUGAUAUGAGUAUGCAAUAAUAAUAAUAAUAAUAAUAAUAAUAAUAACGUGAAAUAAUUUAAUAUGAACGCCAGAGGCGUUGUGCAAAAAAAA